Molecule: messenger RNA, 1392 nt
Organism: Parastagonospora nodorum SN15
Lineage: Eukaryota; Fungi; Ascomycota; Dothideomycetes; Pleosporales; Phaeosphaeriaceae
Exons: 4
Coding region: 1-1392 (463 amino acids)
Molecular function (GO): metalloaminopeptidase activity; manganese ion binding
Source: RefSeq, a predicted model, not a curated record
AUGGCUAUCGCAGAAAACUACGAUGAGGUCCUAAAGGGCAAGUACCCAGCCAAGGAUCAUGCGAGGAAGGUCGCAAAAUGGAUUGUCGAUAAGGGUGGCGACAAGAAGGGAACGAUUUAUCUAGAAGCGCAGAAGCAGAAGCUCAAUGAGGACAAUGAUGGCGAAGCGCCGUUUCGCCAGCGACGCUACUUCUUCUACCUCAGCGGCUGUGAGCUGCCGGACUCUUACCUCACCUAUGAUUUCCCCAGCGACAAGCUGACCCUAUUCAUCCCUCCUGUCGAGCCAGAGGAGGUUAUCUGGUCUGGUUUGCCCAUGAGCCCUGAGGAGGCAAAGGCAAAGUACGAUAUUGACGACUGCAAAACUACGAAGGAAGUGAACCCUCAUCUGGCCAGCUCUUCGGAGACUGCUCAAUCGACCAUAUAUGCUAUCCCAGGGCAAAUCUCUGACGAGACCACGUUCCUCUCGUACCAGAACAAGGACCUAGAGCAACUGAAGACAGCUAUUGAGUACUGCCGAGUCACAAAGUCAGAUUACGAGAUUGCUCUCAUUCGCAAAGCAAAUGUCAUCUCAACAAAUGCCCACAUUAACGUCAUGAAGGCCGCAGCCAAGGCCCAGAACGAGUGCGAACUCGAGGCCGUCUUUCUCAAGUCAUGUGUUGAGCGCAACGCAAAGAACCAGGCCUAUCAUUCCAUCGUCGCAGCAGGCGAGAAUGGCGCGACUCUGCAUUACGUGCACAACGCCGCACCAAUCAAGAGCCAAAACCUCAUGCUCCUGGACGCUGGGUGCGAAGUUGACUGCUAUGCGUCGGACAUUACACGCACAUUUCCCAUCAAAGGAACAUUCACAGAUGAAUCACUCGCCAUUUACAAGAUUGUUCUCGACAUGCAGAAGCAAUGCAUCAACGCUCUCAAGGCCGGUGUACUAUGGGACUCCAUCCACGAGCUCGCACACAAGAUCGCAAUCAAAGGCCUGCUCGAACUCGGCAUACUGAAGGGUGAUGUAGAGCAGAUCUUCAAGGCGCGCACCAGCGUUGCAUUCUUCCCCCACGGUCUUGGUCACUACCUGGGCAUGGACACGCACGACACUGGCGGUAAUGCAAACUACGCGGACAAGGACCGCAUGUUCAGGUAUUUGCGUGUCAGGGGCACCUUGCCAGCGAGGAGUGUGAUUACAGUUGAGCCGGGGAUUUACUUCUGCCGGUUUAUCAUUGAGCCGUAUCUCAAGGAUGACCAGCAGAAGCAGUAUAUUGACGAGAAGGUGCUGGAAAAGUACUGGAGUGUUGGUGGUGUGAGGAUUGAGGACAACAUCUUGGUCACUGAGGACGGUAUUGAGAAUCUGACACCAACGCCGAAGGAGAUUGAUGAGAUUACGUCGCUGGUGAAAUCUGGAUGA